AUGGCACACCCAAGGCUAGGUGGCCGUGUCGUCCUCUCGUCAACCUUUGUUGAUGGUGUGAGCACCAACCAACAGUCCAUAAUGCCGAUCCACGACGAAUUCGAAUGCCAUUUCAAAUUCGGCUUUUACAACGACUCCACUUUUGACCCUGUGGCAAUUCUCUUAACAGUUGGCCUCACCGUCCUGACCAUCAUCACUGAAGUCGUAGUGAGCUCUUCCUGGAUUCAGAAAAAAUGGACUCCUUCCAGUAACGACGUCUCACCGCCAUCGUUAAGCCACGAACUCAACCGCCUCCUAUCUUCCCGCGCAACCCGCUUCGUCGCAGCUAGUUUCCUGCUCAUACCCGUCUGUCUGAUCUUCGGAUAUCUAAUCCGUUCCCACACGCAAGAUUACGGGGGCUGCGAAACCGUUGUGGAAAUCGCGGAGCCGAAUUGGUGGCUGAUUGCUGUGUUUAAUAUCUUUCCUUUUGUGUGCGCUUGCACGGCCUGGCUGCGGGCAUUGGUUGGUUGUGUUGUUGUGAGAUGGGGACGGGACGGGAGGGGAGAUUAUACGAUGUGGCCUGGAAGCUUACCGCCAUUUGCGAUACUGUUGCCGUUCUCUUUGGUGGCGCUGGUGCUAAGGUCUGGGGCUUUGUGGAUGAUGGGGAAGCCUGAGGAGGCGGAAGUCCGAGACAUUGAACUAGGCGGGGGAGAGGCGGGGGAAGAAAGGAUGCAUUUAGUGCAGAAUGUGGAUGGGAGCGAGAGAGAAGACUACGACGAUGAAGAUGAAGAUGAAGACGAAUUGACUGUAUAUAAUCCGCGGGAUUCUGAGGAGAUGAAUGGGCAGGGAGAGUUGAAGAAGUUUGGAGAUGAACAGAUAGCGAUAUCGGUGGAGUAAUAGUAGCGAGAGAAGGAGUCAAACAAACAGGCGUUCACGCUGUAUCCCCUUGGACCAUGGCGCCUUGGAGGAGUGAUUGGAGCCACGAGCGACUCCGCAAUUCACCAGUACCAUGACGCUAUUCCCACAGAGCAAACAAUUCGUCCAGCCCAGCCUCUCGCACCAAAACAAAGCCGCG
This is a messenger RNA of Lindgomyces ingoldianus, 1054 nucleotides long. RefSeq lists its product as uncharacterized. The record is from RefSeq and is a predicted model, not a curated record. Lineage: Eukaryota; Fungi; Ascomycota; Dothideomycetes; Pleosporales; Lindgomycetaceae. The transcript is spliced from 2 exons. Bases 1 to 876 code for a protein of 291 amino acids.